ACAAGGAGGAGAAAACUGGUCGGGAAUUACUUUAAGAAUGUCGAAGACGACUACUAUAAGAGAAGCUUUGAAGAAAUGGGAGGAGCAGAACCAAACGAGUGCUGCCGAAGCUUUGGAAGUCGAUUUGCAGUUUCAAUGGCUCCCAAUUGAAAAGAUGGACAAUAACCUGUCCCAGCUUGUCAAGUGCGAGAAAUUAUCUCUUUCGACAAACAUGAUAGAGAAAAUUAGCGGUCUGUCUGGCAUGAAGAACCUCAAAAUCCUCUCUUUAGGCAGAAACUAUAUAAAAUCUUUCACCGGCUUAGAAUGCCUCGGCGAAACGUUGGAACAGCUCUGGAUCUCGUACAACCUGAUCGACAAAAUGAAAGGAGCCGGUGCUUUGAAGAAGCUCAAAGUCCUCAACAUGAACAACAACCUCAUCAAAGAUUGGGCCGAAUUUCAAAAGCUCCAGGAAAACCUGGAACUCAAAGAAUUGUCGUUUAUAGGCAACCCGUUGUGUGAAGCGGUCGAAGAAGGAAUGUGGAGAAGCGAAGCAACGCGGAGGCUUCCCCAAUUGGAUAAACUGGACGGCGAACCUGUCAUUUGUGAAAUAAACGCGACACUUUAAAAUUUGUAAACUGCAUUAUAUUUAUUUUAUAAUAAAAAUAUUCUAUUUAUCAAGUAAAAACUGUUUCUUGUAAGAUC
Cimex lectularius (bed bug) is the source of this 681-nucleotide messenger RNA. Its product is annotated as dynein light chain 1, axonemal-like. NCBI's taxonomy places the organism in Eukaryota, Metazoa, Arthropoda, Insecta, Hemiptera, Cimicidae. The transcript is spliced from 5 exons. Bases 38 to 604 code for a protein of 188 amino acids. The record is from RefSeq and is a predicted model, not a curated record. Gene Ontology annotation, cellular component: cytoplasm. Gene Ontology annotation, molecular function: protein kinase binding.